Anthonomus grandis grandis is the source of this 4342-nucleotide messenger RNA. Its product is annotated as facilitated trehalose transporter Tret1-like. Bases 1052 to 2443 code for a protein of 463 amino acids. Lineage: Eukaryota; Metazoa; Arthropoda; Insecta; Coleoptera; Curculionidae. Gene Ontology annotation, molecular function: transmembrane transporter activity. The record is from RefSeq and is a predicted model, not a curated record. Gene Ontology annotation, cellular component: membrane. The transcript is spliced from 4 exons. Gene Ontology annotation, biological process: transmembrane transport.
AUAUCGGUGUAUUUUCAAGUUUAUAAAAAAAGACUCAAAAACAUCACCUUCCGGGAAUAAACAUUGAAUUUAUGACAUGGAAUAGAAUUUUUGAUAUAUGCCAAAACCCCUGCUCUACCCUCGUGUGUUCUAUCCACCUGUACUAUUUGUUAUAAUGCAGAGGAAGUAUUCUGUAUUAACCAUGGAACCGUGACAAAAAUGACAUCAACAGUAUUUUGUUGAAUCUAAAAAGAAAACCAGGGGCGUACCGAAGGUGUCAAUCGUAUGGGAAUGAUUUAAAUGAAAAUGCCGACUUCGUGGUAGAAUAAGAGCAAAAUUUGUUUGCUCGUGUUUUAUCAUACAAUUUUAUUUGAUCAACAUUGAGAAAUGAAUAUAUAACAUCUGUAUGCGACUAAAUGUUUAGUGUUAUCUAUGACUCUAACCACAACAAAUAACAUACAAUAUUUUGGGAAAAGGAGUAAAAAGGUACGAAGCGAUUAUCAGAUAAUAAUUCGAGAUGGUUUUUAUCAAUAGAACUAUCUGCUUGAGAUUCUCAUUCUGCGCUAUGUCAAAACCGAUCAUUUCCCAACGAUUGCACGCAAGUCUUGCACUUUACUCCUGCAGAAUGAAGCAGCAUUAACGAAUUGAAGCGAUCAUCCACUACUGUUGUCCGUAAAUGAUUUAGGACUAAGUUCAUAGCUUUCGCUAAAAGAGGGUUUACAGGAAGCUGACCUCACCGGAGCAGUCAUGAUAUAACAAACAAAUUUGUACGUCAGGGGGAUAACAGCUCAUAUCUAUUUUGGAAAUAUAUCCACAAUUUGAACAUUGAUCCUGAUUCGAGAAGAGUUUCAGCUAGGUCGAUAGACUACCCAUCACAAACCUUCUGCGCACGACGCGUCGUCCAGACUGGUCCGAAGAAGUCAGCAGUGUUCUGCUGACAGCAGCACGGAAUGUCUUCUACUGCUGCCUCCUAAAACUACUACGAGUCCAGUGCACGAUGGGGUUAAAGCUGCUGACCGUUUCAGAAAUGUAACGCAGUGUUUUUAUUUAUUUUUUAUUGAGAAGAGAAAUUAUGACACAAUAUACUCACAAGCUGGCCGGUCCUGGUAGACAACUGUUCGUAACCGGCAAGCCCGAAUACUUGGGUCAACUAUUAGCCUCCCUAGCGGUCUCACUUGGUCCCCUAGCCUCAGGACUGGGCAAGGGCUACAGCUCUCCGGCCAUAGCUUCGUUACAACAACGAGACGCGAAAGCUUUCGACGUCAACGGACAACAAGCCUCUUGGGUGGCCUCCUUGGGGCUCUUGGGAGCCUUAUUCGGAGCGCCACUGGGGGGUGUGGCCAUGAAAUGGGGCCGAAAACGGACGCUGAUUAUGGCCGGGGUACCUUUGUCGUUGUGCUGGAUUUUGACGGUGUUUGCUGUCAGUGUGAAGGUAAUGUGCUUCGCCUCUUUUACAAGCGGCUUCCUAGUAGCCAUAGUACAACUGGCCGCUCAAGUCUACGUGAGCGAAAUCGCCGCGCCAUCAAUCCGCGGAGGACUCAGCGCACUUUUAAAGAUAUCAGGACAUGCUGGAGUCCUCAUAGCGUUCGCUGCUGGGGCAUUCUUGGACUGGCGACAACUGGCCGGUCUCAUAUCGUUUGCCCCGGCAGCAAUGUGCUUGGCAAUGCUAAGAAUCCCCGAAAGUCCCGGCUGGUUAGUGCUAAAAGGUCACGACGCGGAAGCCAAGAAAGCCCUAAAGUGGCUACGGGGCGAAAACGCUGAUUUGCAGCUGGAACUCUCGCUGCUGCAAGCACACAUCAUGUCCAAGAGGAUCCCGAGCAAUCCGAAGUUGCUGCUACAAACGCUAGGGACGCCAGCGUUGAUCGCGUGCGGUCUAAUGUUCUUCCAACGCUUCUCCGGAGCGCACGCCUUCAACUUUUAUAUUGUAAGCGUGUUUAAGGAGACAUUCGGCGGUACUAACCCACAUAGCGCAGCUGUAGCUGUCGGGGUGGUCCAGCUAUUGUCAGCUUUAUUAUCUGGGCUUCUGGUGGACAGCGCCGGACGGCUGCCCCUAUUGGUGGCCUCUAGUAUGCUGAUGUGCUUGGCCCUGGCCUCUUUCGGUUCGUUUUCUUACUACGAAGCAACCAACCCCAAGGCGGUACCUCAUUUAGACUGGAUACCGUUGCUGUGUGUUUUGGUUUUUACUGUAGCAUUCUCGCUUGGGAUUAGCCCGAUUUCUUCACUGUUGGUCAGCGAAUUGUUCUCGUUAGAACAUCGAGGCUUGGGCACCGCUCUGGCGAACUGUUUCAGCUACUUAUGUGCCUUCGUUGGUGUUAAAACCUUCAUAGAUUUCCAGGAGUGGCUCGGUUUGUACGGGGCUUUUUGGUUGUACGCUUUUAUAGCUGUGUGCGGGCUGUGUUUUGUCGUAUGCUGCGUGCCGGAGACUAAGGGAAGGGAUUUGACAGAGAUCGACGCCGAUAGCUGACCUAGACAGGGAAAACAGCUACGGAAGGUAUCUGUCAAUGUGGUUGAAAGGUAUUGCUAGUGUAGCUGUUUUUUUUGUGUUUUAUUUGUUGGUCUUAAUGUGUGCUUAAGGGUGGUAUUGCAAUUUUAGAUUGCGGUAGGAGUAAGAAAGUUCUUGAAUCAAAAGGCUCAGGAAGUAAUUCGUUUUUCAUGGAAAAACAACGAAAUUCCCAUGCAAAAUGCAAAAUUAUUUAUAAUUUUGGACGAAAUUUAAAAGAAGACUUCGAAAUUGAAAAAAGAUGUUUUUUUUUUAAAUUGCUGCAAUUGUUUACUUCUAAAUGCAGAAUAAUUUUUUUCAUUUUUAAAUAUAAUGAAAAAGACAAAGUCGAAAAAAAUUGAAAAAUUUCUGCUUCUAGAAAUUUAUAGAAAAGCAUGAAAAUGCUUUAACAGUUAAUGAAAAACUCGGCAAGAGUAGCCAGAGAAGUAGUAAAAAAUUGAGACAUUACAUUUCAGGCAAAUAAUCAUAAUUUUCAAAAAAAAAACAAAAAUGUAGAUUUUUCGAAAAUGAUUGUAUUCGCAGAACUUUCAUUAGUUUUUGCUGAUUUUUUUUUCAGGUAUUAAAGUUAAUUAUGUUCCAAGAUUUCAGAGACGUUUCUUCAUUUGAGGCCUUUUAGGGAUUUAAUUAAAUUUUUCCAUAUUUUCUUGGCCUUCGGGGUGAUUUUUUGUAUUUUUCCAGGCAUUUUUCAUUUUAUUGCAGGCAUUGCAGAUCGUUUUAAUGAUUUCCAGGUCAACAUUUUUUAAGUCACCUUUCAGAAGUUAACCGUAUUUUUUCUACGAGGGUGAGUUCUUUCAGGCGUAUUUUUCCAGAUCUAAGGAUUAGUUACCAAUUUUAUUCUUUGCAAUUUCUUUCAUGUAUGUAAAGCAAUUUUUCAUUCAGGACUUUAGAGAUAUCUUUUAUUUUAUUUUAAUCAUCUAUUGUGAUCUUUUAUAUCUUUCGGGGAUUUAAAUUUUUUACAUAUUUUCCAGGGCUUCUUCACAAGAAUUUAAAGAAAUAAGUUCAGGCAUUCGUCGUUGAUUUUUCAUGUCUAAGAUAUGUGAAGUGAGUAGUUUUUCAUGAGUCACUUUCUCUGUUUUCAGACAUUUUAAAUAUUUUUCCAUGUCAAUUGUCAUGUUAUUCCAGGCCUUCCAGGUCUAGGAUUUUCGAGUUAUUUACCAUGUUUUUCAGGAAUCUGACUUAUUUUUUCCAAAUAUUUGAAGUAUUUCUUGAUAUUAUUCCAGGCAAUUGAAGACUUUUUGAUGCUUUCCAUAAUUUUUAGCAUUUUACAAGGAUCUUUAAAAAAAUCUUUUUUUUUUUAAAUUUUUCUUUUUAUUCUUUCGCAAUUGAUAUUUUUCAAAAAUUAUUUAGGAAAUCAAAAUGAUCUUUGAAACGUAGGCAAAACCGGGAUUUUUGAGUCAUUUAGUGGGUUUCCAGGAAUUUUACAUUAUUUUCAAAAUAUGACAGAAAUUCCAAUUAAUUUUCCAUAUUUUACAGACACUUCAAGACUUUCUUAUUUCAGUUCACUCUUUACAUUUUCCAGAAAUUUCAAAGAUUUCCUCACGUUUUUCAGGCUUUCGAAGUCCUUUUUUUAAUUAUGUUUUAGACCCAUGUAAUGUCUUUUCUCCAGAAUUUGAAGCAACUUUCAAUUUUACUCUUUUUUCCCUUUUAAUUGUUUCCAGAGUUUGGAGUAAUUUUAUGUACCUUCCAGGAAUCUGUGAUGAGAUCCUUUAUGUCUUCCACGUAUUCCAUCCCAUAUUUUUUUGGAGCGAUUUUCUUAUGUUUUUUUUCUGGAAAAAAAAUUCUUUCCUGGUAAAUAAUUGUAUAUGGAACCUUUUCUUGAUACUAGUUCUAUAAAAAUAAAAUUUUCACUAUUUAAAUAAAUAA